Molecule: messenger RNA, 465 nt
Organism: Dibothriocephalus latus
Lineage: Eukaryota; Metazoa; Platyhelminthes; Cestoda; Diphyllobothriidea; Diphyllobothriidae
Source: the annotation of a GenBank genome assembly
AUGGUGAUAGCCGCCGAAGGCGAGCAAAAGGCCUCACAGGCCCUAAAGGAAGCAGCUGACGUCAUCAAUGAGUCACCAUUCGCCAUCCAAUUAAGGUACCUACAGACGCUCAGUACCAUUUCAGCAGAAAAGAAUUCUACUAUCAUAUUUCCACUGCCCGUGGACCUUCUGACUCACUUUAUGCGUAAAUCGUCCUGCAGUGCUAACAGCACCGUAGAUUUCAACUCGAGAGGGACCAGUGUCGACGGAAAUCAGGUAUACCACGCGACAGAGCCUAGCGACGAUACCAUGCCUCACUUCAUGUCGGAGGCGCCGUUGCAGCCGACACCAGCACGGCCAGUCGUGUCCCCCCCUCUGCAUAAUCAACAGGCGCGAGGAGCUCGGGAUCCAACCCAAAAUCAGCCACCAACAUCCGCACCACCACAACCCCCAUCCCUGCAUCGUACAAAUGAUUCCUUUAUAUAG